Molecule: messenger RNA, 706 nt
Organism: Prorocentrum cordatum
Lineage: Eukaryota; Dinophyceae; Prorocentrales; Prorocentraceae
Source: the annotation of a GenBank genome assembly
GUGCCGCCUGGAGUACCGGCACAUCUGCCAGCUCAUCCCGCCGGAGAGGCUCCUCUUCCUUCACUGGCCCGAGGGCGAGGACCCUGCCGACCUGGCGCCAGCAGGCGCCGCACCGCCGCGGACAUGGGCGGAGGGCCUCCAGAGGCUCAAGGCGGAGUGCGGCGCCGCCAGCACAGCGGGCUCCAGCGGUGCUGACGCCGGCACGGCGGCCGCGGGCGCGGCCUCGCCGGCAGCGCUGCCGGCAUGGGACCGCAUCUGUCUGCUCGACAUGGACGCGGAGGAGGCCCUGGAGCCGCACGACUGCACAGCGUUCGACGCCGUGGUCUUCGGGGGGAUCCUGGGCAACAUCAUCGAGCGGGAGGACGGCACGUACGGCAGCGACGACCGGACCUCUGAGCUGCGCAAGCUCGGCUUCGCGCACCGGAGGCACCUCCGGGAGAUGCAAAUGACCACCGACACCGCGGUCUUGGUCACCCGCUGCGUCAUGGAAGAGGCGCGGUCUCUGGCGGAGAUACCCUUCAUAGACUCCCCCGAAAUCGAGGCCCCUUCCACCGGCGAGAGGGGCGUGGCGGACUCCGUGUGCAUGGAGGGCUUCCGGUACGUGGCUCGCCGGGGCGGCGGAGGCGAGUGGGAGCCGACGUUGCCGGAGGGGAUGCGGGAGUUGCUCACGCGGGACGCGGAUAAGGACAUCCUGGGCUCCCUCUGA